Molecule: messenger RNA, 2704 nt
Organism: Ailuropoda melanoleuca (giant panda)
Lineage: Eukaryota; Metazoa; Chordata; Mammalia; Carnivora; Ursidae
Gene: NAALAD2
Product: N-acetylated alpha-linked acidic dipeptidase 2
Exons: 16
Coding region: 505-2184 (559 amino acids)
Molecular function (GO): carboxypeptidase activity
Source: RefSeq, a predicted model, not a curated record
AUUUAAGUACAUUUGAAAGAAAAGGGGUCCAACAAAGAAAGUUGAAAAGGAAUCAUUGGAAAAAGGAGGAAGAGAAUCAAUGGGGGUGCCACCUUCAAAGCCCUGUUUCUAUAAGGGAACUUCUAGUCAUCUGAGGUUGCAUGCAUUUGUAGAAGUUGCUACUAUUUGGAAGGCAGUAGUAACGAUAAAGCUCUUCCUCAUUAUUGCCAGUGGAAUUUACCUGAUCAGUUACUGAACCUAGUUUCAGAAUGUUUAAUCUUAAGUGUAUACUUGGGGGCAUUAGUCUUUAAUAACAAUCAGGAAUAUUUCUCUCCAACUUCAUGUUAUUUCAAUUCUUGCUAGAUUUUCAAUACCUCCUAUCUUGAGCCACCACCGGAUGGAUAUGAGAAUGUUACGGGUAUUGUUCCACCAUAUAAUGCUUUCUCUGCCCAAGGCACACCAGAGGGGGAUCUUAUAUAUGUGAACUACGCUCGUACGGAAGAUUUUUUCAAACUGGAAAGAGAGAUGAACAUCAACUGCAGUGGAAAGAUUGUUAUUGCAAGAUACGGAAAAAUCUUCAGAGGAAAUAAAGUUAAAAAUGCCAUGUUAGCAGGAGCCAUAGGAAUCAUCUUGUAUUCAGAUCCAGCGGAUUACUUUGCCCCUGCGGUACAGCCAUAUCCUAAAGGAUGGAACCUUCCUGGAACUGCAGCACAGAGAGGGAAUGUGUUAAAUUUGAAUGGUGCUGGGGACCCGCUCACUCCAGGCUAUCCAGCUAAAGAGUACACCUUUAGACUUGAUGUCAAAGAAGGAGUGGGAAUUCCCAAGAUCCCAGUACAUCCUAUUGGGUAUAAUGAUGCAGAAAUAUUACUACGUCACAUGGGAGGUACCGCUCCACCAGAUGACAGCUGGAAGGGAAGUCUUAAUGUGAAUUAUAACAUUGGGCCUGGCUUUGCAGGGCAUGGUUCCUUCAGGAAGGUAAGAAUGCACGUUCAUAACAUCAAUAGAAUUACAAGGAUUUACAACGUAAUUGGAACGAUCAGAGGAUCUGUGGAACCUGACAGGUAUGUUAUUCUAGGAGGUCAUCGCGACUCCUGGGUGUUUGGAGGUAUUGACCCAACCAGUGGGGCUGCUGUUCUGCAAGAAGUUGCCCAGAGUUUCGGAAAACUGAGGAGUGGAGGCUGGAGACCUAGGAGAACUAUCAUUUUUGCGAGCUGGGACGCAGAAGAGUUCGGGCUGCUGGGUUCCACAGAAUGGGCUGAGGAGAACGUAAAAAUACUCCAGGAGAGAAGCGUUGCUUAUAUCAACUCAGAUUCAUCUAUAGAAGGCAAUUAUACUCUCAGAGUUGACUGCACACCCCUUCUUUACCAAUUGGUAUAUAAACUGACAAAAGAGAUCUCCAGCCCAGAUGAUGGUUUUGAGAGUAAAUCUCUUUAUGAAAGCUGGUUGGAAAAGGACCCUUCAUUUGAAAAUAUAAAUUUUCCUAGAAUCAACAAACUGGGAUCUGGAAGUGAUUUUGAGGCUUAUUUUCAGAGACUUGGAAUUGCUUCAGGCAGAGCCCGUUACACUAAGAAUAGGAAAACAGAUACAUACAGCAGCUACCCAUUAUACCAUACGAUUUAUGAGACGUUUGAAUUAGUAGAGAAUUUCUAUGAUCCCACAUUUAAAAAACAGCUUUCUGUGGCUCAGUUACGAGGAGCACUGGUUUACGAGCUUGCAGACUCUGAAAUCAUUCCUUUCAAUAUUGAAGACUAUGCAAAAGCUUUGAAAAACUAUGCGACAAGUAUCUACAAUUUAUCUAAGAAACAUGACCAACAGUUGAGAGACCACGGAGUAUCAUUUGAUUCUUUAUUUUCUGCUGUGAAGAACUUCUCAGAUGCUGCUUCGGAUUUUCACAGAAGACUUACACAAGUGGAUCUUAAUAAUCCCAUUGCAGUGAGAAUCAUGAACGACCAACUGAUGCUUCUGGAGAGAGCGUUCAUCGAUCCCCUUGGUUUACCAGGGAGACGGUUCUACAGGCACAUCAUCUUUGCUCCAAGUAGCCACAACAAAUAUGCUGGAGAAUCAUUUCCUGGGAUCUACGAUGCUCUGUUUGAUGUUGAAAAUAAAGAAGACUCUCGUUCAGCCUGGAGAGAAGUAAAGAAACACCUUUCUAUUGCAGCCUUUACAAUUCAAGCAGCAGCAGGGACUCUGACAGAAGUAUUAUAGUAAGGUCUCAGUCAAGUGGCUAGCCAUUGAAAGUGUUACUGAAAGUCUGAGGAUAAAAUUCUUCCUAGUUUUUUGAUAACUCACAAUGCCAGAGUAUUCUAUAAUCUUUUCAUAUCAUGUUUUGAUUUUAGUGUUCCAUCCUGUCCAUCUGUAAAGAGAUCUUUUGGCUCUUUAAAAAUUCAUAACUUCAUCACCGAAGCAUUAAUAAAACAAAACCCCAGUGAUGGGGCAGAAACAACAUAAAGUAACUGAAAAUUCCCUUAAAUAAAACAUGGUAAGGAACUUGGAAUUCUCAGACAUUGCUGGUAAAAAUGUAAAAUGGUACAGGCAGAAGAAUACCUAAGAGUUGGUUAGUUUCUUAUAAAAUUAAAAAUACAGCGGACCCUUGAACAUGGUUCUGAACUGCACACAUCCACUUUCACCUGGAUUUUUUCUCAUACAGAACUGUGUAUGUAUGUUCUCUUCUUGAUGACUGUAACAGUUUCUCUAGUUGUAAAAAUACAGCAUAUAAUAAACAAAA